AUGAGGUCAAAGGGUCAAACCACCAAUGGCAAGGGUUCCCAUAACACUGAGAGGGAGUUUGGAGGAACCCUAGGGGCCGUUUGCAUUCCCAUCUUUCUACCGUUAACGGUGCUUUUCCUGAUUUGCGUGAGUCGAUCUUCUGAUGCAGCUCUUCUCCAGUGGCCCCUGCCCUUGCCCUCGCUUGAUCACCUGUGGGACCCUUUGGCUCCCGUCCUGCUCCUGGGUUGGAUAGCUUUGCAUGCUUUCCUGUAUAUGCUACCAUUUGGAAAGGUCUCUGAAGGAUUAGUGCUCAGGGAUGGAACACGCCUCAAGUAUCCCAUAAACGGUUUCCAUAGCCUGUGCAUCAGUGGUGCAUUGCUGAUGUUACUUCUGAUGUUUAAGGCUCCUUUGGGGCAUCUGUUCGAGCUGAUGCUGCCUCUGGCUAUUUGUGCGAUAGCAAUCUCCUUCCUGCUCUCCAUCUACCUCUAUGUUUGUUCCUUCUGGGCUCCUCCUCAUGCUCUUGCUUUGGGGGGCAACACAGGAAAUCCUUUAUAUGACUUCUUCAUUGGACGGGAGCUAAACCCUCGUAUAGGUCGUUUCGACCUUAAAUAUUUCUGUGAGCUCAGACCAGGUCUGAUUGGCUGGGUGGUCAUAAACUUUGGCAUGAUGAUGCAAGAGGUGGAACUUCGAGGAGCUCCCUCACUUGCCAUGAUCCUGGUCAACAGUUUUCAGUUGCUGUACGUGGCCGAUGCUCUGUGGAACGAGGAAGCAGUUUUGACCACGAUGGACAUCGUGCAUGAUGGCUUUGGCUUCAUGUUGGUCUUUGGCGACCUGGCCUGGGUACCCUUUACAUACAGCCUGCAGGCGGCCUUUUUGGUCAAGCAUCCACAAGCUCUCAGUCCACUGGGCGGUGCUUCUAUCAUCAUUUUAAAUUGUAUUGGAUAUUACAUUUUCCGAAAAUCCAACUCACAGAAGAAUCAAUUCCGGAGGAACCCCAAGCAUCCAAGUGUUGCAAGUCUGGAGACCAUCGCCACAGCAACAGGGAAACGUUUGCUGGUGUCUGGUUGGUGGGGUCUGGUUCGUCAUCCCAAUUACUUGGGUGAUCUCCUCAUGGCCUUGGCUUGGUCUCUGCCUUGUGGAUUCUCGCAUCUUUUGCCAUAUUUCUAUGUGAUAUAUUUCACCAUCUUGCUGAUUCACCGCGAGGCCCGUGAUGAGAGACACUGUCGAACCAAAUAUGGACUGGCAUGGGACACGUAUUGUCGACGUGUCCCCUACAGGAUACUUCCUUAUAUAUAUUAA
Messenger RNA from Nerophis lumbriciformis (worm pipefish), 1278 nucleotides. NCBI's taxonomy places the organism in Eukaryota, Metazoa, Chordata, Actinopteri, Syngnathiformes, Syngnathidae. The record is from RefSeq and is a predicted model, not a curated record.